Messenger RNA from Lynx canadensis (Canada lynx), 3777 nucleotides. It is a transcript of the gene RBP3, whose product is annotated as retinol binding protein 3. The record is from RefSeq and is a predicted model, not a curated record. Gene Ontology annotation, biological process: proteolysis. Lineage: Eukaryota; Metazoa; Chordata; Mammalia; Carnivora; Felidae. Gene Ontology annotation, molecular function: serine-type peptidase activity. The coding region runs from base 1 to 3777 and encodes 1258 amino acids. The transcript has 4 exons.
AUGACGAGAGAAUGGGCCCUGCUCUUGUCCAUGCUGCUCUGUGGCCUGGCUGGCCCCACGCACCUGUUCCAGCCAAGCCUGGUGCUGGACAUGGCCAAGGUCCUCCUGGAUAACUACUGCUUCCCAGAGAACCUGAUGGGGAUGCAGGAAGCCAUCGAGCAGGCCAUCAAGAGUCGUGAGAUCCUCGCCAUCUCGGACCCUCAGACUCUGGCCCAUGUGCUGACGACUGGGGUGCAGAGCUCCUUGAACGACCCUCGCCUGGUCAUUUCAUACGAGCCCAGCACCCUCGAGGCUCCCCGGCAAGCCCCAGCACUCACCAACCUCACAAAAGAGGAAAUGCUUGCCCGGCUGCAGAAGGGCAUCCGCCACGAGGUUCUGGAGGGCAAUGUGGGCUACCUGCGUGUGGACGACAUCCCAAGCCAGGAGGUGGUGAGCAAGCUGGGGGGCUUCCUGGUGGCCAGCGUCUGGAGGAAGCUCAUGGGCACCUCUGCCUUGGUGCUGGACCUCCGGUACUGCACCGGGGGCCAUGUUUCCGGCAUCCCCUACAUCAUCUCCUACCUGCACCCAGGGAACACAGUCCUGCACGUGGAUACCAUCUACGACCGUCCCUCCAAUACGACCACUGAGAUCUGGACCUUGCCCCAGGUGCUGGGAGAAAGGUACAGUGCCGACAAGGAUGUGGUGGUCCUCACCAGCGGCCACACUGGGGGCGUGGCUGAGGACAUCACUUACAUCCUCAAGCAGAUGCGCAGGGCCAUCGUGGUGGGUGAGCGGACUGUGGGGGGUGCCCUGGACCUCCAGAAGCUGAGGAUAGGCCAGUCUGACUUCUUCCUCACCGUGCCCGUGUCCAGGUCCCUAGGGCCCCUGGGAGGGGGCAGCCAGACAUGGGAGGGCAGUGGGGUGCUGCCCUGUGUGGGGACACCAGCCGAGCAGGCCCUAGAGAAAGCCCUGGCCAUCCUCACUCUGCGCCGGGCCCUGCCAGGAGUUGUCCGGCGCCUGCAGGAGGCGCUACAGACCUACUACACCCUGGUGGACCGUGUGCCCAGCCUGCUGCACCACCUGGCCAACAUGGACUUCUCCGCAGUAGUCUCGGAGGAGGACCUGGUCACCAAACUCAACGCUGGCCUACAGACUGUGUCUGAGGACCCCAGGCUCCUGGUGCGGGCCGUGAGGGCCAAGGACGCCUCUUCUGGGCCCGAGGUUGGCGAAGACGAGCCUCCGGAGGUAGUCCCCACGGUGCCCGGAGCUGAGGCUGCCCGGCAGGCCCUGGUGGUCUCUAUGUUCCAGGUGUCGGUGCUACCGGGCAACGUGGGCUACCUCCGCUUUGACAGCUUUGCCGAUGCCUCCGUGUUGGAGGUGCUAAGCCCCUACAUUGUGCGCCAGGUGUGGGCGCCCCUGCAGGGCACGGAGCACCUCAUCGUGGACCUGCGCCAGAAUCCCGGGGGGCCGUCCUCUGCUGUGCCCCUGCUACUGUCUUACUUCCAGGGCCCCGACAACGGCUCCGUGCGCCUCUUCACCACCUAUGACCGCCGCACCAACAUCACGCAGGAGCACUUCAGCCGCAUGGAGCUGCUGGGCCGGGGCUACCCCACCCAGCGCGGUGUGUACCUGCUCACCAGCCACCGCACUGCCACCGCGGCUGAGGAGCUGGCCUUCCUCAUGCAGUCGCUGGGCUGGGCCACGCUGGUGGGCGAGAUCACCGCGGGCAGCCUGCUGCACACCUGCACGGUGCCCCUGCUGGAGACGCCGGAGGGUGGCCUGGUGCUCACCGUGCCUGUGCUCACCUUCAUCGACAACCACGGCGAGUGCUGGUUGGGAGGUGGCGUGGUGCCCGAUGCCAUCGUGCUGGCCGAGGAAGCCCUGGACAGGGCCCAGGAGGUGCUGGAGUUCCACCGCAGCCUGGAGGCCCUGGUGGAGGGCACGGGGCACCUGGUCGAGGCUCACUAUGCACGGCCAGAGGUCAUCGGGCAGACCAGUGCCCUGCUUCGAGCCAAGCUGGCCCAGGGGGCCUACCGCACCGCCGUGGACCUGGAGUCACUGGCCUCCCAGCUCACGGCCGACCUGCAGGAGAUGUCUGGGGACCACCGUCUGCUGGUGUUCCACAGCCCCGGUGAGAUGGUGGCCGAGGAGGUGCCCCCCCCACCCCCUGUCGUGCCCUCCCCAGAGGAGGUCUCCUACCUCAUCGAAGCCCUGUUUAAAACAGAGGUGCUGCCUGGCCGGCUGGGUUACCUGCGUUUCGACGCCAUGGCCGAGCUGGAGACGGUGAAGGCCAUCGGGCCACAGCUGGUGCAGCUGGUGUGGCAGAGGCUGGUGGACACGGCCGCGCUGGUUGUCGACCUGCGCUACAACCCUGGUAGCUACUCCACGGCUGUGCCGCUGCUCUGCUCCUACUUCUUUGAAGCGGAGCCCCGCCAGCACCUCUACUCUGUCUUUGACAGGGCGACCUCGAGGGUCAUGGAAGUGUGGACCCUGCCCCAGGUGGCUGGCAAGCGCUACGGCCCCCACAAAGACCUCUACAUCCUGAUGAGCCACAUCAGCGGGUCGGCAGCUGAGGCGUUUGCUCACACCAUGCAGGACCUGCAGCGGGCCACCGUCAUUGGGGAGCCCACAGCUGGAGGAGCACUCUCUGUGGGCAUCUACCAGGUGGGCAGCAGCCCCUUAUACGCCUCCAUGCCCACGCAGAUGGCCCUGAGCGCCAGCACAGGUGAAGCCUGGGACCUGGCUGGGGUGGAGCCCGACAUCACCGUGCCCAUGAAUGAGGCCCUCUCCACAGCCCGGGACAUAGUGGCCCUGCGGGCCAAGGUGCCCACUGUGCUGCAGACAACCGGGAAGCUGGUAGCCGAUAACUAUGCCUCCCCUGAACUGGGGGCCAAGAUGGCGGCCAAACUGAGCCGUAUGCAGAGCCGCUAUUCGAGGGUGACCUCAGAAGGGGCCUUGGCUGAGAUGCUGGGGGCCGAUCUGCAGAUGCUGUCCGGAGACCCACACCUGAAGACAGCCCAUAUCCCCGAGGAUGCCAAGGACCGCAUUCCUGGGAUUGUGCCCAUGCAGAUCCCUUCCCCUGAAGUCUUUGAGGACCUGAUCAAGUUUUCCUUUCAUACUAAUGUGUUUGAGGACAACCUUGGCUACUUGAGGUUUGACACGUUUGGGGACUGUGAGCUGCUCACCCAGGUGUCAGAGCUGCUGGUGGAGCAUGUUUGGAAGAAGAUCGUGCACACGGAUGCCAUGAUCAUUGACAUGAGGUUCAACAUCGGUGGCCCCACCUCCUCCAUCUCUGCCCUGUGCUCCUACUUCUUUGAUGAAGGUCCUCCAAUUCUGUUGGACAAAAUCUACAGCCGACCCAACGACUCUGUCAGUGAGCUCUGGACCCACACCCGGCUCGCAGGUGAACGCUACGGCUCCAAGAAGAACGUGGCCAUUCUGACCAGCGCGCUGACAGCCGGCGCCGCGGAGGAGUUUACCUACAUCAUGAAGAAGCUGGGCCGGGCACUGGUCAUCGGGGAAGUGACCAGCGGGGGCUGCCAGUCACCACAAACUUACCACGUGGAUGACACUCAUCUCUACAUCACCAUCCCCACGGCCCGCUCAGUGGGGGGUGUGGAUGGCAGCUCCUGGGAAGGGGUGGGUGUGGUGCCCCACGUGGCUGUCCCUGCUGAAGGAGCCCUCACCAGAGCCAAGGAGAUGCUCCAGCACACUCUGCUGAGGGCGAGGAGGAGCCCCAGGAUGGGUGGGACCUCCAGGCCACACACCAAGGGCACUCCGGCACGUGGUCCUGCCUGA